Molecule: messenger RNA, 1962 nt
Organism: Betta splendens (Siamese fighting fish)
Lineage: Eukaryota; Metazoa; Chordata; Actinopteri; Anabantiformes; Osphronemidae
Product: hydroxysteroid 11-beta-dehydrogenase 1-like protein
Exons: 7
Coding region: 113-1075 (320 amino acids)
Cellular component (GO): intracellular membrane-bounded organelle
Molecular function (GO): oxidoreductase activity
Source: RefSeq, a predicted model, not a curated record
AACAAGCACCUGUUGCCUGCAGACAGGAAGCCGGGAGAAGAGACAGAGAGCCUGUUGCACAAUACAGACGAACGAGUUGAACUUUGGAGCGGAGCAAUGGAGGCGGGACAGGAUGCAAAUCUGUUUCACACAUGACUUGUGCUGUGCGGCUGGACGUGCUGAGCUUCUCUGUGCCUGUGUGGUUGAAUUUAGAAUAAACAAAAUGAGAACUUUGAUAAAAGUGCUGCUGGCCAGUGUGUGUGUUGCUUACAUAGCUGUCAGGUGGACUGCUCCCAGUUUUAAUGCAGAAUCUCUGAGAGGAGCCAGGGUGCUGGUGACUGGGGCCAGUUCUGGGAUCGGUGAACAAAUGGCGUAUCAUUACUCCCGCUUUGGAGCCCAGAUAGUUAUUACAGCGAGGAGAGAGAAGGUGCUGCAGCAGGUGGUAGAGAAGUGCCUGAGUCUGGGAGCCCAGAAAGCUGUGUACGUAGCAGCAGACAUGGUCGAUGAGGCGCAGCCUGAGAAAGUGGUGGACUUUGCUCUGGAGAAGCUUGGAGGUCUGGAUUACCUGGUCCUCAACCACAUUGGCUCGACCACCUUCAGCAUGUGGGACGGAGACGUAGAGCACAUGAGGUGGCUGAUGAAGCCCAACUUCUUCAGCUACGUUCAGAUGGCUUGGAGAGCGUUGAGUGCCCUUGAGCAAAGCAAAGGUGCAGUGGUGGUGGUUUCAUCAGUUUCAGGUAAAAUGGCCAACCCCUUCACCGCACCGUACACGUCCACGAAGUUUGCCUUGAACGGUUUCUUUGGGGUCCUUCGACAUGAGUUAUUCAUGAAGAAGAGCAACGUGUCCGUUUCUAUAUGUACACUGGGGCUCAUUGACACUGAAACAGCCUUGAGUAAAAUCAGGGGGGUCCUUGAUGCGACGGCUUAUCCUGCCACAGAAGCUGCCUUGAACAUCAUCAUCACAGGAGCCACCAGACAACCCGAGCUCUUCUACCCCUGGUUCACUUACGUCAUCAAUCUGUUCAAAGACUGGUCUCCGUCUCUUACGGAACAUCUUGUCCGGAGCGCUUACAAAUAUGACCCUGAGAGCCUCUAAUUCCAGUACCUGCUCUAAGGCGAACAUACAGAUAAGGUAACAGUGAAAAAGAGGGCUGUCCAUCUACAGCCACAAACAUUCAGUUCUAUCAGAAUUUAGACUUUCACACCUUAGUAUAAGUGAACCAUGGCAUUUACCCCAUGCACAGCUUUCUAUUAAUGUUUGUAUUUCAGCUGUGUUUUUGAUUUUUGAAUGCACAUUUACCUGAAGGGACCAAUACUGUGAAUAUCCAUGAGGCCAAUAAUUUGAAAAUGUGAAGCCUGCUCAUUAGAGACAGUUGCAUGUACUGAGCCAUGAUGUCAUUUUAUAAAUACUUGGAGUUUUUAUUUUAUACAUGAUAAAUGGGAGCCACACAUUUUUUUAAUUUGAAGCUUAGUGUCCGGCCUCACUCCAAACUGCUGAAGUCAAAAGAGAAUGAUCGCGUGCAUGUAAAUGAAUGCCACAGAUGGAGCCACCAUGAAUGAAGGUGAAGGCCUGAAGAGACUCCACAUCCCACCUCUGAACCAGACAGACAGGAAAAUCAGAAGCAACACACCACCAGGACUGGAUAUGGAGCGAUGUGUUCAUUUGUUUCUUUUUGUCAGUAGGGAUUAAAAUCAACAUGAUUGUUUAGUGGGUGUUCUGAACGUGAUUGUGUGGAUGGUUUUAGCAGAAAGAAUCAGUUGUGAGAAAAAUAAAUUGGUCUGAGGGCUCUUUUAUUUUUAUGAAACCUUCGGAGCCAUAACUCUUAAGUUGUUUUUGUUUAGAGUUUUAAAAGGAAUUCAGCCACUCUUUCUAGAAAUGUGUUGUGGAAAACUAUAAGUUUACUGUGCCAUUAUUGACGUGUUUAGAAGUGCACGAGUGAUGUUCAGUAGAAGAAGAACAUUUGAAUAAAUUUUUAUGAAUCA